CGGUGCGUGACGCCGGACGGAAGCCGGCGGAGGCCCCUCACCGCGAGAACGCCGCCGUUGCCGCGCGACGGAGCGCUUCCUUAGUUACCCCGGCGGAGAGGCGGAGGCGGCCGCAGGGAGCAUGAAGCCGCCUCGGUGUCUGUGUGAGAUUUGUACUUGCGGGCGCCAUCGCUGCCCUCAUAAACCCACAAGGAUUUAUGAUAAUGGACAACAGCCGUGCCUCACAACAGAGUAUGUGGAAAAAUAUCCCAAGUAUAGCAACAUCUCUCCUCCCCGGAGCCUUAAGCCGAAACAAGAGUACCAAGUGCAUCGUGGGAAAAUGGAAGGAAUUACAACAUUUAAAUCUGAUUAUUUACCGUAUGAUAUUGUGAAGCGACCUUUUCGGGUACAAGAAGAACAUAAACCAAAGACGGGAAAGAUAGAACUGCGAACCACAUACCACGAAGAUUAUAAUGCUCAUAAAAUACAACCAGUGACAUUAGUAAGACCUCUAGAGAGAAAACACACUACAGGAGGAAAAUUUGAUACCAUACCAACCUAUCAAGAUGACUAUAGGUCAUGGGAAGUUCAAAGAAGGGAAACUAGUAAGGGGGAGCAUAUAUACCAUCCACCUACAGUGAAGUUUGGAAAUUCUACUACGUUUCAAGAUGAUUUUGUUCCUAGAGAACUGAAUCCCAGACAAAGUUUUAAACCUCCUUGUGUAGCCAAGUUUUCAGACGUGCCUUUCGAUAGUACUACUAGCCAUCGCACUUCUUACGUUGCUCAUCAACUGGAACCAAAAUUCAUAAGAUCGACAGAAGAGUACAAGCCAAGCAACCAACCCUUUGAAGAUCUCACAACCCACCGGAAUGAUUUUAAAGGGCUACCUGGGCAACUUGCAAAAAGCUGCAAGCCUGAAAAUGCAAAAGUUGGAUCCAAUAUUCAUUUUAAUGGAGUCACUGAAUUCCAGGAUCGUUUUCAGCCAUGGUUGGUCUCCUUGCCUGAGGUCCGCAAAACAAGAGAGUACAUUCCACCCACAGGCAACAUGGAUUUUAACUCCAUAAGCCAUCUUGAUUAUGUUAAGCAUGAGAUUUCUCCUGCUGUCCCCAUAAGACCAGUUUCUAAUGGAAGAAGAACCAAUGCCCCUUUUCAAGGGAAUACUACUACGAGGGAAGACUUUAAAGCUUGGGGCAGCUGUCGGCAAGAGAUUACUAAGAAACAACAGGAAAUUCCAAAACCCACAGGAAAAUUUUAUGAUUUAACUACCUUCAAAUCUCAUUACAUACCACAUCAGAUCAUUCCAGCUCAAAGUUUCAAACCUGUACGUGCUGUAGUUCCUAAUUCAGCUCCUUUUCAAGAUGAAACUAUGUAUCGCACAGAAUAUACUCCAAAGAAACAAGAGAUUUGCCCAGCAAAUUAUCCAUCUCCUCCAGGUUAUGUCUAUGUAAACACAGAUUCCCAUGGUCACAAAUUCUUCCGCCAGUUUACUCCAGAAUUUUCUGAGUCAAAUAGUAAUCCUAUUCCAAAGGAAGUGGCUGUUGUGUCAUAAUACUUAAAUGCAGUAUUUCAAGCACCCUGGUGAAAUAAUUGGAAUCCUACUUGCUCAUUUUUUCUUUAAAUAAUACUGAAAGCAAAUUAAAUAAUGCAAAUUCUGAUUUUAAAAGCAUUUAAACUAAUAGCUGGAAGAAAAUCAAAGCAAAACCAGAAGUUUAUUACAAAACUAAUGAUUUGCCAAUUUUUGUAGAAAUAAUGCAUCUUACAUGGAAUCUAUUCUUUUUUUAUCAUGCAUUCUCCAUCUCAAGCAUAUGUAUUGUACAUUUAAUUCUUUCAGAUUUUCUGCAAAUCAAAUGAUUGUGAAAUAGCAAGUAUCUUUUGAUAACAUUUUUCAUAGUAAGCAAAUAAUGUUAUAGUGAUCUAAAUAAUUAGCUCAUCAGUCUAGUUUUUCAUCUCAUCAAUACUUUCAGUAAUCUGAUAAGAUUUUUUUUCUUUACACUUUGCUGCCCAAAUAGCAUCCCAUGACAUCUAGACAUUUCUAAAAAACUGGUUUUAGCUUUAGUCAUCAUUACUUUUCCUUCAUUCAGUUCUGAGGAGAGUAUAAAGGUCACACUGUAAUUUCUGAUAGCAAUUAACAAGAAGAAACCAUGCUUUUCUUCUGUACACAUACUUGAAAUCACUCAGACAUAAAAAGCAGGUCAUUAGACUCUGUUUCCUAGUUUUUCUGAUAGUGCUUUUUCAGCCUUACUUCCAAGGGAAACAACGCUGAUGCAAAGAUUUGUACACAUUGACACACUAAGUGUGUGUCCUCCCCACCUCAAUAAUUUUUAAACCCAGUGUGCAAAUUCAAUCAAAUUUCACAAAGCGAUUUCACAGAUGAUUGUUUUUCGAGUUUCUAAGGUAGAUGGUGAGGUAGCAGAGAGCAGCAGGCUCAAAAAGUUAACAUCCAUCCACCACAGAUUUUGAUCCUAUCUGAUUUUUAAAGCUAAACGGUCUGUUAUCACUGCCAAAGUUCACUGCAGAGGCAGUCUGAAGGGGAAAAUGGCAGAAAACUAUAAAGGUGUAUGUAGAGAUAACAGAAAAUAGUGUAAACUCAGUUAAAAAACGAAAUACCAGCCAAGAUGCAGAAAUUGCUAGACAGCCUGGCUUCAGUCUGCUCUUCAAAGAAUUACUUGUUAAAAAUACACAGAAAACAAAACUUUUAUAGAAAUUAUACAUGCAAUGAUUAUGCUUCUGUAUGAGAUAUUUACUAUUUCCUCUAUGUAUCCUUACCUGAUUUUGGGAAAUCUAGAUGAACUGGUUUCAGUCCUAUUAUGUUCAUGAUUUAAACAAGUCCCAAUAAACAGUUUUAUGAUUAACAGUAUUAUCAUGUUCUAUCACAGUACUGCAGUAUGAUUUUUUCCACUAUGGCAUAUCUUGUAUGCAUUGGUUUGGGGCAGUCCUUUGGGUUCUGAAGAAUUAUGUGCUUGUACUUCAUAAAUCAUCAAUAAAAGGACUAAGAUCAAUGAUGGAAACAUGUUGAAAGCAAGAACUGGAUCAUAUGCAAGGAACAAAGCUGAACUGAAGAUAUUAGCUGUGCAUAAAAGCAUUGCAUGAGAGAGCUCCAGACAUUACUACAGCAUCAGUUACUUUUAGGUAAUUUUUGUCUUUGUACUGUUUUUGUAAUAUGACUUACUCUGUUAAUGAAACAACAAUUCAAUUCAACUUUUCUCUCUGAAGAUUAUUCAUGUCCCCAGGUGGCAAAGACAUGUGAUGGAUUGGGCAUGAACAAGGGCAAUGUAAAGAUGUGAUAUCCUAAAAGCACAACAGGAAACAGUCCAAUUCAUUGUCAUCCUUCUGUACCACAGAAGGAAACAAACUACACACACCCUUUUCUUUAUGAAACUUGAGUCAUUCUUUGGCCAUAACUGAGGAAACAAAGUCAAAUCUUCACACAGUACACCUACCCAAGUCCAUAUCCUAUACAUAAUCUUGGUGCCUCAUGAGAAGUUUUCAGAAUCUUCUAAUAUCCUCCAGGUCUCUUUUCUAGAGAGGAAGAAAACUCACUUGAGAAAUGCAAUCUGAAUCCAUGAAGUUACGUCUGCCUGCGUGUUCUGCUGAAAAUGGCUCCUCCUCUGGGUCUGUGAGCAAGCCCAGAUGCUUUUUGUAAUUUUCACAGCUGUGUUUUUAGUUCUUAAGUCACUUUUUCCCCCCUGUUAAGUUAUGGAAAGUCAUUUGCUGCCACCUACCAGCGCAGUACAAACAUUUUUGAGAGGAAGUGGAGGGUAUAUUCAGACACAUUUAACAGUUCCUCUGUAGAUGUGUUUGAAGAGUUUUUUAGGGGGGAGGGGGCAUAUUCCCUUUCAUUUUGCCCUUGAUGUUUUUGCCUAAGUUUAACAGAGAAAGAGAGAAGCCUUUAUUACAUUACAGUUGAGAGUGCCACACCCUACUGAUUGUGCUUCCUGGAAAAGCAUCAAAUGAUAUUAUAAACCUUCAGACAGUAUUCAAUACUUGAGGUCAACUUUUUCAUAAGCAGCAUAUUAUUGAAAUGCAGACAAAAUGAACAUCAGGCUGGAAAACUAAUAUUUCUCAAAAUAAGACCUGUUAAAAAAGCAUUGUAUGAUGUCACGCUAAACCAAGAUGUAAAAGCGGAAAAGUUACUCAUGGAUUCAAUUGCUGUUCUAAAAGUGCUUUUUGUGCACUGUGCUAUACAGAAUCUUUUUUUUUUUUUUUAAAGACUGCACAGAAAGAAUCCAUUGGUGACACAAAAGGAAAAUUAAAUAGACCCAUGCGUCCUUGCCAAUGUUAUCAUCUAGGAUAACUCUGAAACACCACCAUUUCAUUGCUAGACAUUUCUUUUCAAUUAAAUAAAAUUUAAAGCUUUUCUUGUUCAUAUUAUUUGAGACUCUUCUUUCUAAAGCCUAUUACACAUACUGGAUAUUUUGAAACAAGUUUUUUUCACGUAGCUAUUUGCAUCACCUAUUAGAGCUGUUCUAAUAGGUCUAAAAGAACUCUGCUUGGUGCAGUACAUGAAGACCUGGCAAAGAAAUGUAACUUUAUUCCACCUUUUUACAGAAUCCUGAAUCUAGAUUUCAAUGAGUCAGAGCUGGUUUAUUUGGAUUUUGGCAAAUUCUCUUCCCCACUUUUUCAGUCAGUUUACAUCUAUGUAGCCUCUUAACAGCAGUGCAAAGCAGACUAAUGAAGCUGAGAAUCUGUCUGAUAAGCUGUCAAAAAUAAGAACUAAUCUUAGCUUUGAAAAAAA
This is a messenger RNA of Grus americana (Whooping crane), 4714 nucleotides long. RefSeq names its product stabilizer of axonemal microtubules 2 (gene SAXO2). NCBI's taxonomy places the organism in Eukaryota, Metazoa, Chordata, Aves, Gruiformes, Gruidae. Gene Ontology annotation, cellular component: cytoskeleton; axonemal microtubule; sperm flagellum. Gene Ontology annotation, biological process: microtubule anchoring. The transcript is spliced from 4 exons. The record is from RefSeq and is a predicted model, not a curated record. Bases 122 to 1528 code for a protein of 468 amino acids. Gene Ontology annotation, molecular function: microtubule binding.